Cololabis saira (Pacific saury) is the source of this 3039-nucleotide messenger RNA. RefSeq names its product tRNA-yW synthesizing protein 1 homolog (S. cerevisiae) (gene tyw1). Bases 71 to 2308 code for a protein of 745 amino acids. Gene Ontology annotation, biological process: wybutosine biosynthetic process. The record is from RefSeq and is a predicted model, not a curated record. The transcript is spliced from 16 exons. NCBI's taxonomy places the organism in Eukaryota, Metazoa, Chordata, Actinopteri, Beloniformes, Belonidae. Gene Ontology annotation, molecular function: FMN binding; 4 iron, 4 sulfur cluster binding; catalytic activity.
GGCCCCGUGCUACAACACUAGCAUCUGAGGAGGACUCUUGUGUUUUAAUGUUUCACCUAAAUUAGCGACGAUGCCGAGUUCGUUGUUAGUUGUUUUGUUCUUCAUAUUUCACGUGUGCGUCUCAGCAACUGCAGCCCCCCAGGAUGGGGACAGGGACAGGGACAACUACCUCAUGCUGGUGUGGAACAACAGGCUGUACUGGUACUCAGCUGCUGCCCUGGUGUUCGGGGUCUGGUUCUCCCUGAAGGUCACCCUGAGCAAGAAAAGGUUUGCAAAAGAUGUCCAGUCGUGGGUCCAGCGAGCUCCAGAGAAGGACAACAGUUCAGAUCCGGACCCAGAGGUUCACGUGUCGGGGGUCAAAAUCUUCUUCGGCUCUCAAACUGGAACGGCAAAGGGUUUCGCAGAAGAGCUGCGGGAGGAGGUGAAGACGCUGGGCGUAGCAGCUGAGGUGAUUGACAUGAAAGACUACGAUCCGGACGAUCGUCUGGCCGACGAGUGUGAGAGCCGGUCGGUGUGCGUGUUCCUGGUGGCCACCUACACGGACGGCCGGCCCACCGACAACGCCCAGUGGUUCUGCACGUGGCUGCAGGAGGCGUCCACCGACUUCAGAUACGGGAAGACGUUCCUGCGGGGCCUCCGCUACGCCGUGUUCGGCCUGGGCGACUCGGCCUACACCGGCCACUACAACACGGUGGGGAAGAACCUGGACAAGUGGCUGUGGAUGCUGAGCGCGGCGCGGGUCCUGACCCGCGGCGAGGGCGACUGCAACACGGCCAAGAGCCGCAGCGGCAGCGUCCAGGCCGACUUCCGGGCCUGGAAGGGCCGGCUCCUGGGCCGCCUGCGGGCGCUGGCCCAGGGCGAGGAGAAGAGCUGCAGCGGGAACUGCAAGAGCGGAGGCUCCUGCAAGAGGACGGACCGAGGGGAGGAAGAGGAGGAGAGGAACGCUGCACACAACACCGACUCCGAGGUGGAUCCGAUAGAAACCAGCAGCGACGAGGACGAGUCGGACCCGAUGGACGAGAAGAAAUCGGUGGUGGACCUGGAGGAUCUGGGAGACAUGAUGAGCAGCGCCAAGAAGGCCAAGACCAAAGCUGAUCCAGGAGACCAGAUGGUGAAGCUGUCCAGAGUAAACGGAGUGAGGAAGACUGAAGACGAAGGGGAGAGGAGAGAGAUGAUCACCCCGGCUCUGAGAGAAGCGCUGACCAAGCAAGGAUACAAACUAAUUGGAAGUCACUCCGGCGUGAAGCUCUGUCGAUGGACCAAGUCCAUGCUGCGGGGGAGAGGAGGCUGCUACAAACACACCUUCUACGGCAUCGAGUCGCACCGCUGCAUGGAGACCACGCCCAGCCUGGCCUGCGCCAACAAGUGCGUCUUCUGCUGGAGGCAUCACACCAACCCCGUGGGGACGGAGUGGAGGUGGAAAAUGGACCCGGCGGAGAAGAUCCUGCAGGACGCGCUGGAGAAGCACCAGAACAUGAUCCGGCAGUUCAGAGGAGUCCCGGGGGUGAAGCCAGACCGGUACGAGGAAGGCCUGGCCGUCAAGCACUGCGCCCUGUCCCUGGUGGGGGAGCCCAUCAUGUACCCCCAGAUCAGCACCUUCAUCCGCCUGCUGCACACCCACCACAUCUCCAGCUUCCUGGUCACCAACGCACAGUUCCCCGAGGAAAUCAGGAACCUGGUGCCAGUUACUCAGUUGUAUGUCAGCGUGGAUGCCAGCACCAAAGACAGCCUGAAGAGAAUCGACCGGCCACUUUUCAAGGACUUCUGGCCCCGUUUCCUGGACAGCCUCCGGGCCCUGGGAGAGAAGAGGCAGAGGACGGUGUACAGACUGACGCUGGUGAAGGCCUGGAAUGUGGAGGAGAUGCAGGCGUACUCGGAGCUCAUCGCUCUGGGGCAGCCCGACUUCAUCGAGGUCAAGGGCGUGACGUACUGUGGAGAAAGCUCCGCCAGCAGCCUGACCAUGGCCAACGUUCCCUGGCACCAGGAGGUGGUGGCCUUCGUCCAGCAGCUGGCUGACAUGUUGCCUCAGUACGAGAUCGCCUGCGAGCACGAGCACUCCAACUGUCUGCUCAUCGCACACACCAAGUUCAGGGUGGAGGGCGAGUGGUGGACGUGGAUCGACUACGAGCGUUUCCAGGAGCUGGUCCGCGGCUACGAGGAGAGCGGGGGCCGGCGGAGCUUCUCGGCUCUGGACUACAUGGCUAAAACCCCGCGCUGGGCUCUGUUCGGGGCCCGGGAGCAAGGGUUCGACCCGGCCGAGACCCGCUUCCAGCGGCGCAACAAAACCAGGGACAUCUCCGGAUGCUGAUGUUGGAGGUGACGGAGGGGUGAGGGGGUUGUGAGUAAACACAGCUCAGAAUGUAAGGUUCAGCGUUUUCUUUGUAGUUGAAAUGUUCUUUUAUUGUCCACAACUGUGUCUGUUCUCGUUUUUUUUUUUACUUUUUUAAAUGCCAUUCCCCCGUCGUGUGAGUUUGAGCGCUUCGUUUGCGUCUCACACCUGCAAAGAUGUUUGAUUCAGUCCAUUUUAUUAUUGUUACUGUAAGCUUCCUUUGAUGUCUCCGACCAGUCGGCGACACAGGAGCUGAUCUUGCACUAAUUAAGCUCGAGGGUUCGAAGGUUCUUCGUGUCUCGGCUGCAUCUUUCCAGGCUCCUUUGAUCUGUCCUCCGGCUCAUUUGGGUUGUUUUUCUCCUCCAUCAAAGUUUCUGAUCCUCAGAUCCGUGUUGAGUGACUCGGCUCUCAUAAGAAUGUAUCCAGACUUGAGACUGAAACGUUACUGUGAAUUUGUCUGACAUGUCGUGGCAGCGCUGAAAUGAAGCUGAGGGCUUCACUGAACAUUGAUCUCCUGUAAACCUGAACAUCACCGUACCAGAACUAUAACUUUAUUACUUCCAGCCGCUCAAUUCAAACUUAAAUUUCUUCGCAUUAAUGUAAAAUAGCUGGGUAAAUGUUGGUCUCCGUUUUCCUUUGUCUUCAAAGCUCUUGGUGUCGCGAAGCCUCCGGCUACAGACACAGAAACUGUAAUAAAUGUAUUUGAAUGA